AUGAGUAGUAGAAUGGGGGCUUCUUCAUCUGUCGCCUCCGGAGAACAAGAUUUCUCUCGACGUACAGGAAUGACUCUUUCUAACACAGAAGAACAUUUAGCAUUGUUUCAUAGAGAAAGAAAAAAAAGAGUUACUGGAUUUGCAACUUUGAGGAAAAAGUUUAUAAGGAAGAGAAGGUCUUCUAAAACAUGUGAUCAUGGUCGAAUUAUAAGAGAACUUGUCUCAGAUUGGAGUCCACUUGAGAUAGGUUCACUUUUGGAAGAGUAUGAAGCAUUAGCUGCUUUAAAAGACUUAUCAGUUCAAGCAGAGCUUGCUAGACCUCCUGCAGCAACUUAUAAACAAGAUCUAUGUGCUUUAUAUGAUUUUAAGUGCUGUACUGAUAUAGAUUUAGUGUUUCGAGGUGCUUGUUUCCCAGUUCACAGAGCUUUACUGUCUGUAAGAUGCCCUUAUUUUCGUGAAUUACUAGCAGGAUGUCAUGGUCAUGGAUCAAGAAUUGCUCUGGAAUUAAGAACCCCAGGUGUUGAUAUACCAAUAUUUUCAGUUCUUCUGAGAUAUCUAUACACAGGAGAUAUUAAACCUGAGGAUGGUAUAGAUAUAACUGUUCUUAGAGCUCUUGGAGAAGAGUUUGGCUUGCCAGCACCUUUGGAAAGGGAUCUUCGCACACUUUUGGAGACAGGAGAUUAUGCAGAUGCUGCACUUGUAUUCACAAAUGGAGAUAAUCAGAGGCAGGAAUAUGCUGGCUCAGAGUAUGGAUUUAGACCAAAGGUUGAACUUCCUUGCCACAAAGCCAUUUUAAGUGCUAGAUCUCCAUUUUUUAGAAAUAUAAUUCAGCGUCGAACAAGAACAGGUGAAGAACAUACUGAACAUGCCUUAAACAUGUUGACAAGAAUUGUACUUGAUGAGUCAGUCAUACCUAGAAGAUAUGCGAGACUGUUGCUUAAUGUAAUUUACUUAGAUACAGUAGAUUUGUCACUAAUUUUAAGAGGUUCUUGUGCUUCUUUGCUUAGUUUAAGUGAAACACCUGCUAUUGCUCGUCAGUCAGCUAGGCUUUCUAUUCUUGAGGAAGCUAUGGAAUUAUACCAAAUUGGUAGAUUCCUAGAAUUGGAUAUUUUAGCUCAAGGAUGUGAAGAUAUCAUUUUGGAAGGAUUAACAUUGGAUUCCUUACCCAGUGUAUUAAAGUGGGGUAAUCAACCUCACGGCUCAGCUUGGGUCAAAAGACAAGCCCUUCAUUUUCUCAGGGAAGAAUUUCAAGCUAUAUCUGGUGGUCCAGUUUUGUACCAAUUAGAAAAGUUUCAUUUGUUGGAAGCACUUCAAAGUUCUUUUCUUCAGGCAAGUGAAUUAGAAGUUCUUCAAGCAGUUCUUAAAUGGGGAGAGCACAGAUUAAUGAGACGUAUGGAAGACAGAGAACCUAAUUUGCUGAGCCAUACAGCUCACUCUGUUGCCAAAAAAGGAAUUAAAAAAAGGGAUCUAAGUGACGUGGAACUUAGGGAAAUUUUAUCUGAUCUUCUGCAACACGUUAGAAUGGACCAUAUUUUGCCUCCAAAUAGUGAUAUUUUAACUCAGGCUAUAAGAAGAAGGCUUGUUAGUACACCUCCCACGCAUAUGAUAGGGGGUGAUCGAGAAGCACUCCGAGUGAAUGCAUGGAUCCGAAGUGGAAAAAACAAUGGACUUUACAUGAGGCCAAGACUUUUUAUGCCUUAUUACGAAGAAAUAAAGGCAAUAUUUGAAGACCAAAUGUUGCACCAAACUGAAUUAUUAAGAUUACGGCGAUCGCGCUACGUUGCCGAUAUACCUGAUACUUUAUAUAUGGUUGACGAUAAACCCAGAACCAUGGGUGUCGAUGUGCUUGCAGCUGCCAUUCCUGUACCAGAUCCCGCUGUAAUGGCUGCAAUGGUUCGACGGGAGCAGAAAAUUAAAAAUUCUCCUUGCGUACAAAGGGCAUUGGCUUUGCCCCUUUCUUCAAGAAGAGAAAUUAACCGCCAAGUUCGACUUCGUGUGGUUAGAGAAUUUAAUUUGCCAGACCAGGUUGCUGACUUGUUAGAAAAUGCUGCGUGCUAUUGUGUGGAGCCUGAUGAUAUUGAAGUUUGUGGUCCAUCUUCUUCUAAGCCCUCAGGAUCAAAUAUUCCGUGUUUUAACGUUCAUCCAAAUUCUCUAAGAGACCAUGCUUUUCGAACUAGUCUAGAACCCGAGUCAAGUUCGUGCAGCGAUGGUCACCUGUCUGAUGUUAUGCCUGAUGUGGCAAUGGCAACGUCAACUCUUAGCCAGUUACAGUUGCAAGAGCAGGAAUUAGAAUUAGAUCUUGGGGAUGGUGCUCCACACGCUAGCACUCCCUCAAGACCUCGUCUUCCAACUACCUCUCGGCAGCCCUACAGGCCAGGACUUCGCUUUAAGUAA
Messenger RNA from Pediculus humanus corporis (human body louse), 2394 nucleotides. RefSeq lists its product as uncharacterized. The transcript has 11 exons. Bases 1 to 2394 code for a protein of 797 amino acids. NCBI's taxonomy places the organism in Eukaryota, Metazoa, Arthropoda, Insecta, Psocodea, Pediculidae. The record is from RefSeq and is a predicted model, not a curated record. Gene Ontology annotation, biological process: morphogenesis of a branching epithelium. Gene Ontology annotation, molecular function: protein binding.